Messenger RNA from Puntigrus tetrazona (Sumatra barb), 4435 nucleotides. Its product is annotated as serine/arginine repetitive matrix protein 2-like. NCBI's taxonomy places the organism in Eukaryota, Metazoa, Chordata, Actinopteri, Cypriniformes, Cyprinidae. The transcript is spliced from 8 exons. The record is from RefSeq and is a predicted model, not a curated record. The coding region runs from base 16 to 4200 and encodes 1394 amino acids.
GACAUAAGUGAAGUUAUGGAGGACACCAAACUCACUUUAUCUGAGAAGGUUGAAUUUACGUUAGUACAGAAUGAAGCAGCUGAAGGGGGAAAACAUGCUGUUAGAAUAAGAAGGCUGAAUGAAAGUGUCUUCACAUCUGCACCAAAAUUAGAGGCCUUUGGAGUAAAAGAGAAGAAGAAAAUGACUAUCAAAUUGCUGAAGGAUCCCAAAGACCAAAUCAAGGAGGAGGUCAAAACAGAGGCCAAAGUCAGUGAAUCAGUGGAUGUAGACAAGGGAAAAGACAAGCCCUUACCAUAUAAGUCAUCUGCAAAAGAUCUGAAGAAAGAAAGUGACAGUAAACAAGAAAGCACUAAAGGUGAUAAAGUACGGAGCAGAAGCAGGGAAAACAGUCGGCGUCGGUAUAGUCGAAGCAGAAGCAGGGAAAGUGGUCGACGCAGAUACAGUCGCAGCAGGAGCAGAAGCCGAGACAGAAGUAGGAGCUACUACAGAAGACGCAGAAGUACCAGCCGUGAGAGGAGGGACAACCGGUACAGAUUCAAACGCAGCCGCAGUCGGAGCAAAGAGCAUGUAGAGAGAUCCCGACGGAGUCACAGCAGAGAAAGGAGCAGUCAGAGUACUAGGAAGAGAAGCCGCAGCCCUGCUGACAAAUAUGAUCACUAUGCAAAACAAAGCGGCAAUAAAGAUUUAAGUGACAAGAAGAAAGUUAAAAGCCCUGACGAUGUAGAGGAAGAACUAUUGAGAAAAAGGAGAGAGCUAAUGGAACUCAAUGAGCUGAUUGCACGUAAAAAAGCUAUUGUCGCUAUGGAACAAAAUGCUAAGAAAAUUGAACCUGAGGAUGGAAAAAGUGGAGUUACAACAUUUGAUUAUGAGCAUGUGCAUCGCGAGAACAUUUGGAUGCCUGACCUAAAACCAGUGAAGUCCAUCUUGAAGAAACAGUCUGAACCUCACAUUGACCCUAAAUCUCAGGCAUCUGCAAGCAAGGAAGUUGCUGCUCCUUUUGUAAAAAGUGAAAGUCAAGAGAUGCAGAUAGGAUACCACCAACAGGCUUUUGGCUCACCUGGCUACUCAACAUUUGAAAGUAUUGCUGAGAGGACUUUAACAACUUCAGGGUCUGACAAGACAACUGUAACUCUGAGUCAAGAUCUAGAAUUGGUGAGACAAAAGAAGCAAUUAGAAGAUCUCAGUGAGUCUGUAGCACGCAAAAAAGCACUAAUCGCCUUGGAACAGAAGGUCAAAGUUGUUCAGGAAAUGCCUGAAAUGGAAGCGGAACACAAGUUUGACUCACACACAGAAGACCAGUUUGUAAUGACUAAAGGGAACUUAUGGAGCUCUGUAAUAAAACCUGAUAUUCAACCUAAAAAGUCAAUUUUGAAGAAACGCUCAGAGAUUCUAACAUCUCAGAGUGACAAAACCUCAGUUGAUGAAUAUGGUCAGCUAAGUCAGGAUGGUGAUUCUUUUACAAAACCACCUUCCCAGAAGACAGCAGCUUUGCCAUUUAAUAGGUCCUCAAAUCCACAAUCAGUUCAGACCAGUAUGUUGGGAUUGUUCAGCCAGAUCAAGAAUGAGUCUUCAGCAGAUUCACAGAGGAUUGAAACACCCUCUUUUAACAAGCCAGUUAUCUCACAGUCACACUCUCAGGUCUCCAGUUUAAGGUCUUUGCAUGAGCAGAAAUCUUCCAGUAUGUCUAAAGGUAGCAAUUCUCAGGAUGACCAACACAGGGCAUCAUCUCACCUGCCUCAUCCUCCUAGCAGUAUCCCUUCAACCAGUCAGACUUCACCAUCAGAUCAAAAGCGGAAUCUUACAACUCAAAUGGAGCGCUUCCUUAGUGCUCUCAACAAGGCUGACACCAGCAUUGUUAACUCUUUGUUUCAAGAGGCUAGAAAGGAUCUGACUUUAAUAAACACCCAGAAACCAACUCAACCACAAUUAGAUAGAAACAUACCCUUCAUGGAUGAGAUAUACGAUCCUUUUAAGGAAGAUGAAGACAAUGGCCAGCCUUCCUUAAUAGGUAAACAAUCUGGCCAGCAACGAUUGAAAACUGAAACCCGUUUGAAUGAUCCUGGUAAAGAUGACCUUUUGCCUCAUGAAAGAGCUGUUCAGGAUGGUAGUGGCUUUUCUCAGCUUGUUGGAAUGAAGUAUGGUGUAGACCCUACUGCGAAAGCCGAGAAGAAGAGUCUAUAUGGGCAUCCAAUGGUGUCAGAAAGCUGGAAGCAGAAUGCCUAUAAAGAGAAUCUAAAUCAGUUCUCUGAGCAGUGGAAUCCGUAUGAACAGGAUACUGAUAUGUAUGCAACAGAACACAAACAUUACACCAAUGAACACAGUCUGUAUAGGGAGCGUAGUCAAUCUUUUGAGUGCCAGAAAGUCAAUCCAAGUGUUCAGCACUCUUACGUAGUGGACAGAGAGAUUCCUGAUAGUAGGUUUGACAAAAGCUUAGCUCGUCAGGAGUCUGAGGAAAGCACUGAAGAUAAAAACAGUAAGACAGAGAACUUUGAAAAAAUUCAGUCUCUUCUGCAAACAAUAGGACUUCAUCUAGACACUGCAGAGGUUAGCAAAUUAGCCGACAGGACGCAAGAGCGGUUGUAUGGUAAGACAAAAAAAAACCAAAGUGUGCCCGCUCACUCCUUUGAACAAAAAAGGGAGCGAUCAAUGAGCCAAACUGACCAGAGGGGUAGUUGUAGUAGGGCAGAUUCCUCAGACUCUGAAGACUAUCGAUCAGUUUCCCCAGCUCAGUCCUCAAAUCGUAAGGUUUACAUGAGUUAUAAAGACACUGUAAAAUACAAAGACCAGCACAAAGCAGAAGAUGUAGACCUAAGUAGCAUUAAGAGAAUCGUAGUGAAUUUGAAACCUGCAACCAACGAACAAGAUCCUUACGAACCUGAGCCGGCUGCAGUUUCUCAAGCUUCGUAUGAACCAAUGACCAUUGUAACCACAGUUCAGCCUGCCACUUCCCAGUAUGCCCAAAAUUCCACCGUUUCCACCUUUUCAGCUUCACAAUAUUCGCAAUAUCAAGGUAGUGAUCAACAUGUUUGGGGAUCUGUGGGAUCUGUGGCCCCUGGUCUGUACCCUUAUGGUACUGUACCUCCAUCCUCUUAUGCUAUGGGUCACCAAGCAAUGGCGCCACAUAUGAUGACUUCGUAUAGUUCAUACACUGCACAAAUGGCCAAUCCAUAUUGUGUACCUCCUCUACUUCCCAUGCCACAUUCAUAUGGUCCUCCACCUAUUCCCAGUCCUCUCCACCUCUCCACCAUGACCUCGGCCUACUCUACCCCAGCGGCUAGUCAAAUUUCAACUGAAUCUAUACAAACAAAGCCUGUAAGAUGCCUUAAAACAAUAGAAACAGUCAAAAUGGUUCCGAAAGGUAAAGCGGGGCCUGUCAGCGCACUUGUUUCCAUACAACCUAUAGAGGACAGUAAUGAAAAACAAACAUCGGAGGAAGCCAAGAACAUACAGUUUGCUACCAUAAAAGAUGAUGACAUCAAGGCUAAGCAGAAGAAACGGCUUGAACAGUUUAACCAGAGAAUGAAGCUGAAGAAAGAGCAACAAAUGGAAGCCCAGCGUUCACGUGGACAAAAUCGGAAUUCAGCUCAAGGUAAAAGUACCCCCAAUGAGAUAAAGAAUGUGUGGAUAUGUGGCCACUCUCUUGUGUUUUGGGCUGAGAAGAGGGCUACUUCCCCUGAGUAUGGAGUGCAGCUGGGCAUGCACCCAGAUUCAAUACGCAUCUGGUGGAAGGGCGUGCAGGGCAUGGCGUGGCAACAGCUUGUUCCUUUGCUGCUCCAGCUCAAAGACAACUGGCCCAAGCCUGAUGUGCUUAUAUUCCACUUGGGUGGAAAUGACAUAAGCACAACUGAUCCAGAGGACUUUAUUGAGACUGUGAAGAAAGACCUGACCUCGCUGAAGAGCAUAUUCCCCGGAUGCCUGCUGGUGUGGUCCAGCAUCCUUUCACGGCAGACCUGGAGGGGUACAGAAGACAGCAAAGAGAUGGACGUUAUCCGGAUGGCCAUUAAUGAGAGCAUAUGUGGAAUUAUGAGACAACUUUGUGGCUCUGCUUUGAGCCACGAAAACAUAAGGCCAAGUUUUGGACUCUACAGACCAGAUGGGGUUCAUCUAUCGGGGAAGGGUAUUGAUACCUUCAAUCUGAACCUGCAGGCUUUUCUGGAGAAAUGGGAGAAUGAGACUAACAAGACGGAGCCAUCGGUUUGAGACGAGGGAAAGUCAUUUGUUUUGUUUAGCAGCUUGUACAGUGCCAUUUCCUUCUUGUAUAUAUCCUUUGUUGCUGUUGUUUUGUUACUUCAAACUUGAUUGUUAUACAACCCAUGUAGAACGCAAAGCCGCUUUGUUUUCUAUACAAAAAGUAUUUUGCAAGAGUGUUCGAUUUUAGUUUUUACUUGUUCUGUUUUAUACAUUCAGUUUACAAAUAAAAUCAACAUUUAAAAUA